ACCUUCACCGCGACUUGGAAGGGGGGGCACCUUCAAAGAGCACCGAGGUGUUCGGCUUCUUAGUGGUUUAAUAUUUACUGAAAAAGGCUAACACGUCGUAUUCAUGAUGUUUAUUAGCAGGCUGGCGCCGAGGCUGUUCCAUUCGAAGAAUGCAGCAUGUGUCCUUGUGGCAGCAAGACAUUCCUCUUCAUCCAUGAAUUUGAAAGACGUCCUGUCAGAUCUGAUCCCGAAAGAGCAGGCGAGGAUCAAGAAUUUCAAACAGCAGUAUGGGAAAACCACUAUUGGGCAGAUCACUGUGGAUAUGGUAUAUGGCGGGAUGAGAGGCAUGAAGGGUCUAGUUUAUGAAACUUCAGUGUUGGACCCUGAUGAGGGAAUCCGUUUCCGUGGCUACAGCAUCCCAGAAUGCCAGCAGCUGCUGCCAAAAGCUCCAGGUGGACAGGAGCCGCUGCCUGAGGGUCUCUUUUGGCUUCUGGUGACUGGACAGGUGCCUACAGAAGAACAGGUGAACUGGGUGUCUAAGGAAUGGGCCAAGAGGGCAGCUCUGCCCUCUCAUGUGGUCACCAUGCUGGACAACUUCCCCACCAACCUGCACCCCAUGUCUCAGUUCAGUGCCGCCAUCACGGCUCUGAACAGUGAGAGCAGUUUCGCCAGAGCCUACUCUGAAGGAGUGAAUAAAGCCAAAUACUGGGAGUUUAUCUACGAGGACUCCAUGGACUUGAUAGCUAAACUUCCGUGUGUAGCUGCGAAAAUUUAUCGUAACCUUUACCGGGAGGGCAGCAGCAUCGGUGCCAUCGACCCCAACCUGGACUGGUCCCACAACUUCACUAACAUGCUGGGCUACAGCGAUUCCCAGUUCGUUGAGCUCAUGCGUCUGUACCUCACCAUCCACAGUGACCAUGAGGGUGGGAACGUCAGCGCUCAUACGAGCCAUCUGGUGGGGAGCGCCCUGUCUGACCCCUACCUGUCCUUCAGCGCCGCCAUGAACGGACUUGCAGGGCCUCUGCAUGGUCUGGCUAAUCAGGAGGUGCUAGUGUGGCUUACCGCUCUGCAGAAGGAGCUGGGUGGAGAGGUUUCUGAUGAGAAAAUGAGAGAUUACAUUUGGAACACACUCAAGUCUGGACGGGUUGUGCCAGGUUACGGCCAUGCCGUCCUGAGAAAGACAGACCCCCGCUACACGUGCCAGAGGGAGUUUGCACUCAAACAUCUGCCCGACGACCCCAUGUUCAAACUGGUGUCACAGCUCUACAAAAUCGUUCCCAACGUCCUCCUGGAGCAGGGCAAGGCCAAGAACCCCUGGCCCAAUGUGGAUGCGCACAGCGGGGUUCUCCUGCAGUACUAUGGCAUGACUGAAAUGAACUACUACACUGUGCUGUUUGGCGUGUCCAGAGCUCUGGGGGUUCUGGCCCAGCUGGUGUGGAGCAGAGCUCUGGGCUUCCCCCUGGAGAGACCCAAAUCCAUGAGCACAGACGGACUGAUGGCUCUGGUCGGAGCCAAGUCAGGUUAAAUAGCAGAGGGAGUGAUUUGAGUGGAGGAGAGAGGGCAGCUGCAGCUAGAAGACAAGCCUAGUGAAGUGUACAGUAACAAGACACAAGAGUUCAGUUUUGUUUGGGUUUUUUUUUUUUCUUUUCAAAAGGAAGUAAAAUCUAAGAAGGGCCGACAAUCCUUUUCGCUAGAUAGCUGAUUUAAAUUUCCACAAAGAGAGCUAGUUUUCUCCUCUCUCAAACAGCAAUGUUGGUUGAGGUACUGAUAGGCAGUAGUCUUAUGCUGUUGUAACAAAGGAUAAUGGAUUUGAGAAAGGUAGAUUUGUUCAUGGAAAUCAAUUGUUCAAAUGUAUUAUGGCUUUGUUGUUGUUUAAGGACAAAAAAAAAUGAACAUUGUGUAAAUAACUGUGUUAAACACCACUGUCAGUGUUGGCUCAACUCCAGUUUAAAAGUCUGGUUUUAAAGGACAGAAUCCCCUGUAUUUUUAUUUAUAUACUAUUCAACAUCAUGAUCUUACCAUGAAACAACUUUAGCAAUGGGUGUUCCAGAUGCAUUUGGCUGACUGUUUUAGCUGAGUUUCCAGUUGCUUGCAUUAGCAUUGUUAUAACAUGACAUGCAUAGUCCUGUUGUUUCCAGCUAAAGAUGUCAAUUAUAAGAAUUCAGCUCUCACGUUUAUAAUUUAUAAACCGUUCAGAUAUUAAAGGAAUAAUUCUCAUAGAAGUUCAAUGGGGAUAGGGGUAGGAAAAUAUUGAUUUUUCAUAAUCAGUUAAUUAUUGAUGACAAUGAAGGUAAAUUAUAGAUUACAACCCUGAAUGAAUGUCACCAAGAAAUCCAUUACUAAUACCUCACUCAAUAAAGGCAACUUCCUGUGCCCUCUAAAACAC
Molecule: messenger RNA, 2365 nt
Organism: Chanos chanos (milkfish)
Lineage: Eukaryota; Metazoa; Chordata; Actinopteri; Gonorynchiformes; Chanidae
Product: citrate synthase, mitochondrial
Exons: 11
Coding region: 104-1504 (466 amino acids)
Biological process (GO): tricarboxylic acid cycle; citrate metabolic process; carbohydrate metabolic process
Cellular component (GO): mitochondrial matrix
Source: RefSeq, a predicted model, not a curated record